CCAUUCAUCUCUUCACUUGGGCGUUGGACUCUGCAUCUUAUUAGCAACAAGGGACGUUUCUCCAUUUUGCAAGCUGUCUACAGCGACAAGGCCACCAACCUGGGAUUUUAUUACUUCUAAUCACCUGCCAGCUUUCUCCGCGUCCUCACCGGACUGCCCUGUGCAAUCCCCCCUGUCAACUUUUAUUUCUUUGUGUAGACAAGAGCAGGGCGAUAGCAACGAAAAGCGUUGCGUUUUAACAAAGAGGCUUGUGGGUCUUUGUUCGUUUUUGGGGGAACGCUUGAGUUUCUUUGUUGGAGCAAAAAGCAUGGGAGCGCAAUUGUCCAAGACAACUGGAAAGGCUGAAACCGCGGCCGACAAGCCCGGAGAGGCAGCCGCAUCACCCACCAAGGCCAACGGACAGGAAAAUGGCCACGUUAAAGCAAACGGGGAUGCAUCUCCAGCAGCGGCUGAGAACGGUAAAGAAGAGGUGCAGGCCAAUGGCACUGCCACAGCUGAAGAGAGCCCAAAGGAGGAGGCCGAGAAGGUGGAGGCUGCUCCCACUGAGCAGGUAGCUGCAGAUGGGGAGAAGGUAGAAGCAGCAUCUCCUGCUCCUGCUGAAGGAGAGGCAGCGCAGGCAGAGGAUGGUGCAACACCAUCCACCAGCAACGAGACCCCCAAGAAGAAAAAGAAGAAGUUCUCCUUUAAGAAGUCGUUCAAGCUCAGUGGCUUCUCUUUUAAGAAGACCAAAAAGGAAACGGGAGAUGGAGCAGAAACUGAGGAGGCCGCUGCAGUAGCAGCACCCACAGAGGAAGAGGCCAAGGCAGAAGGCACAGAGAAACCAGCAGCUGCUAGCGAGGAGGCCAAGCCUGCUGCUGAAGGGGAGGCUGCACCUGCUGCAGAGCAGGCCAAGGAGGAGGUCGAAGCCCAGCCAGAGGCUGAAGCAGCAGCAGCAACAGAGGAGAAGCCUACCGAGGAGGUGAAGGAGACCGCACCUGCAGAGGAGCAGCCAGGAGUGGAGGAGGCACCCAAAACAGAAGACGCUGCUCCAACCUCGCAGGAGGCCGAGUCAGCGGAGGCUCCGGCUGCAGAGGCUGCAGAAUAGAAUGACAAAACAAAAUACGGAAAAGAGAUAAUCAAAGAACAUUUCCCUGUUUGUAUGUUGGAGUGAUGCCAGGUCUUGGCGCUAAAGAACUUAUCUACAAGCAGGGAUCUUUUAAAGCUUUUCUUUCUUUUUUAUUUUGGUCUCCAUGCCCCUUUCCCAACCUCACUGUUACACAAAACCCAUCUGAGUCCAUCUUCGGGCGAGAGCGGUGGGUGGCUUCAGAUACAUACAGAAUAAACAAACCCACACUCCGCCGUAUAUUUUUUCAUCAGUAUUAUGCGUUUCCUUUUUGAACUUCUAUACAAAAAUGUAAACUAAAAUGAUAAUGGACAUGCCCAUGGUAUGAAGAAGGUGGGGCCUGAGCUGUAAAUGGGGGGGGGCUGGGAAAUGUGCCACAGACUAUGAAGAAGAGUAGUCAAAAAAACCAACAUUGACACACAAUCCAACACUAAAUCAUUUUUACGAUAAGUCAACAAAAGGAUUCCAGAGUUAGGUUUGUAGGAAUUCAUUUACACUUUACAGUUAGGAGUGUUUCACUUCUUAUUAGCAGUACCAGUGAUUCUGUAGACAGACUUGUAUAGGCUUUUUUGUUUAGUGUUGGUUUUCUGACCUUAAUAAAAAUGUAAGUAUGUAUAGGCGGGGUGUUUUUAACUGUGAUUAUUGUACAAAAUGAAAUCUUGGAUCUCAAGAAGCACAAAGUUUGCAGGUCCUUUUGUCACCCGCUCAUUUUUGUAAGAUAACACACAGAUCCAAUAGUCUGGAAGACCUUCAGCAAUUUAGAACUUAAAGAACAAAGCUGUGAUCUGUAGAAUGGGUAACUGUUUAUAUACUGUGGUAUUUUUUUCCAGCUGCCAAUGCUUUUUCAGUGGUCUUUGACAUAAGGAAUCUAUCAGAUGCAAAUAUUUGUGUAGCAUCUUCUCAUUUCCCUUUUGUAAAUACUGGACAAGCUUUGGCCAAUUUGACUUAGAGAUGGAAUGUAACUUUGCUUACAAACUGCUAUUAAACCCCUGGGCUUAAGGUGUUCUAUUUUUUUGUGAGCACACUAGAAGCAAGAAUAAAUGUGAAUAACAACUGUA
Betta splendens (Siamese fighting fish) is the source of this 2160-nucleotide messenger RNA. RefSeq names its product myristoylated alanine-rich protein kinase C substrate a (gene marcksa). Gene Ontology annotation, biological process: actin filament organization; central nervous system development. Gene Ontology annotation, molecular function: actin filament binding; calmodulin binding. Lineage: Eukaryota; Metazoa; Chordata; Actinopteri; Anabantiformes; Osphronemidae. Gene Ontology annotation, cellular component: actin filament bundle; plasma membrane; cytoplasm. The transcript is spliced from 2 exons. The record is from RefSeq and is a predicted model, not a curated record. Bases 308 to 1084 code for a protein of 258 amino acids.